Molecule: messenger RNA, 1590 nt
Organism: Malassezia sympodialis ATCC 42132
Lineage: Eukaryota; Fungi; Basidiomycota; Malasseziomycetes; Malasseziales; Malasseziaceae
Gene: CDC19
Product: pyruvate kinase
Biological process (GO): glycolytic process
Molecular function (GO): magnesium ion binding; pyruvate kinase activity; potassium ion binding
Source: RefSeq, a predicted model, not a curated record
AUGCCAGAGAAGUCUAUUAAGAACCAGAUCGAAUGGUUUGCCUCCCUGAACCCUAUUGAGGAGAAGAUAGGCAACCAGUUUCUGCGGAAGACCUCUAUCAUUGCGACCAUCGGUCCUAAGACCAACAAUGUGCCAAUGCUGCACAAACUCCGCGAUGCCGGCGUGAAUAUCAUCCGCCUGAAUGCGAGCCACGGUAGCCACGAGUACUUCCAGAGCGUCGUGGACAACUGCCACCAGGUGGUGCGCGAGGCGCCCGGCCGCCCUCUGGCCAUUGCAAUGGACACCAAGGGCCCCGAAAUGCGCACGGGUGUGAUGAUCAACGGCGAGGAUAUUCCCAUCAAGGCAGGUCAUGAGUUUAUCGUGACCACUGACCCUGCCUACGAGCAGAAGUGCAGCGACCAGUACCUGUACAUCGACUACCUGAACCUGGCGCAGAAGGUGGAGCCGGAGCGCAUCAUCUACAUUGACGAUGGUAUCCUGGCUCUGAAAGUGCUGAGCGUUGACGGCACCAAUGUGCAUGUGCGCACCGUGAACGAUGGCGUGCUCUCGUCGCGCAAGGGUGUGAACCUGCCUCUCACUGAGGUGGACUUGCCCUCCGUGUCGGAAAAGGACAAGAAGGACCUGCUGUUCGCCGUGGAUCAGGAGCUGGACAUGGUGUUUGCGUCGUUUAUCCGCAGUCGCCAUGAUAUUGAAGAGAUUCGCUCCAUCCUUGGCGAAAAAGGCUCGCACAUCCGCAUUAUCGCCAAGAUUGAGAACCACCAGGGUCUGGUGAACUUUGACGAGAUCAUGGAAGCCGCUGAUGGCAUCAUGGUGGCGCGCGGUGACCUAGGUAUCGAGAUUCCUGCUCCUCAGGUGUUCCUUGCGCAGAAGAUGAUGAUUUCGCGCUGCAACAUCGCGGGCAAGCCUGUCAUUUGUGCUACGCAGAUGCUCGAAAGUAUGACGAAAAACAACCGUCCGACGCGCGCCGAAGUGUCGGACGUGGCGAAUGCUGUCGUGGAUGGUGCGGACUGUGUCAUGCUCAGUGGUGAGACGGCGAAGGGCAGCUACCCCGUGGAGGCUGUGAAGAUGAUGGCUGAGACGGCGUACUUGGCUGAACAGUCGCUCUCAUACCAGGCUAUUUUCACGCAGAUGCGCAGCUUGACGCGUAGCCCUACGAACACGAUUGAGACCAUUGCCCUGGUCGCUGCGUCGGCAAGUCUUGAGCAGCGGGCUGGUGCCAUCCUGCUCAUGUCGACGUCGGGUCAGACUGCGCGUCUUGUGAGCAAGUACCGCCCCCCCUGCCCUAUUCUGAUGGUGACUCGUAACCUAUACACGGCGCGCAGCUGCCACCUGUACCGUGGCACGUAUCCGUUCCACUACCCUCGUCCUCACAUUGAGGACCCAUCCCGCUGGCAGGAGGACGUGGACAACCGUAUCAAGUUUGGUCUGGCUGAGGCUCUGAAGCUCAAUAUCGUCAAGAAGGGUGACACUGUGAUUGCUGUGCAGGGCUGGCGCGGUGGCAAGGGCUACACUAACUCGCUGCGUAUUCUCACUGUGCCCACUACUACAGAAGGCUAUGUUCUCGAGAACACUGAUGCGCCUUCGUCGUGA